UCAGAAUGUUUCAAGAACCUGACUACAGAGAAAACUUAUCAUUGAUGUUAUCAGAGGUUUUACAUGACAUUGGUGUCAAUGAAAGAAUUGUGAUGAGAAGGAGAAGACAAUUCAUGCUGGAAGAGACUAAUGGUAAUAUCUCAAACAGUUUAACUGAUAUAAAUGGAACUGAAUAUCUCCUAGGGAGCCAAAGUGAAGGUACAACUACAAUAGGACUUCAUUCAGACAUUGAUAUGCUCUGCUGUUUGCAUAAUUACAAUAUAAUACAAGACUACUCAGAGUGGGAACCUGACAAGAGAAACUACCUCAUGAUACAGGAUGUGAACACUACUCCUGGGUAUUGUUUCUUACAACGACUCAGAAAUGAUGAACCUCUUCCUGCAACUGUCACUCCUUGUGAACAUCAUAUUACUGAUAGAAGAGGAAGAAUAUUGUUUAAAAACACAGUGAUAAAUGAUUCUGUUCAGGGUGAUGAGCACCAGCAUGGACCUUCUAUUGUUCAACCUGGAUUACAUGAUACAGACAGAGUGUUAGCUUUACCAUGUAAAUCAUGGCCUCAAUCAGCAUCAGGUUGGUUAGAUAGACAGGGUAUUGGCAGAUGGCCAACACAAGAGGUGAGAAGAUAUGCAGCCAGUACUGGGUGUCUUGUUGUUCCAACUGGUAGUAAGGUCAGUGAAUAUCCUGAACUGGAAUGGAGAAUAUCUACAUCAUUUGCAGAAAGAUGUGUUAUGUUUAAUCUAAAUAUAACACAAAUAAGGUGCUAUGUACUAUUGAAAAUGAUUCUAAAGUCCUUCCUUAAUCCUCAAGAUGAAAUCAACAUAUCAAGUUUCAUGUGUAAAACAGUUCUAUUACAUUGUAUAGAAAACACAGAGUCAGGAAUAUGGAAAGAUAACAAUUUAUAUACAUGUUUAACAUACUGCUUAUUGGAAUUACACAGUUGUGUACAGAAUUCCUGUUGUUCACAUUUCAUUAUACCAGAAAAUAAUUUGAUGGCAGGGCAAUUCACAGCUGAGACAAAACAUGAACUUUCAAAAAACAUUUGUGAUUUUAUACAGAAUGAUAGACAACGGUUACUUAGUAUUGAUAUUGAUGAUCUUGGUCAUAGACUUCAAGUUAAACUGAACAGGGUACCGAAUGGAAAUUACUAUUUUCCGUGUUAUGAACAACCUUUGACCUUGGAAUAUAUAAACAUUGCAAACUGCAUAAGUAUACAGAAUGAGCAUAUUUUAAAACAUUUACACAAUAAAAACAUUAGAACAAUAAAGCAAUCCUUAAGUAAACUAAUGACCUUCAGUGACAAUGGUAAUAGAUUAGAACAUGCUGCAUUCAAGCUUCUAGCACCUUUUCUUUUUACCACUUACGGAUCUAUCCUAGCAUCAUCCAGCAUCGGAGAAAACAAUCAAGUGUCACCUCAAGCAUUGGUUUGGUUAUCAGCUGGUUUAAACUCAGAUAUCUCAUCUAGCAGACUUAAACUGGCUUCACUUUUCUACAGUACAGGAAAUAUGGAGAGAGCUGAAUUAAUUCUGAGACACACAGAACAACAAUAUUUUUCCUAUCCUGUUUUACCUAUCUGUGGCUGUCGUUAUCAGGUCCCAGAAGCAGUAACAGAAGGAUUCAAGAGGAUAUGUAGUGAACAAAAUGAGGACUGUAUCAAACAUAUAAUAGGAUUUUGCGUCAGAUUUAUACAGAAAGAGAUCAAUUGUGUUCCUCAUGAACUGCAAUAUGAAAUGUUCAGAUCUACACAAGAUGACAUGAUACACAGAGAUGAAUAUAAAGACUGUUGGAUGGACUGGGCUGUAGUUGAUUCUCUAGCUUUCUUAUACUUCCUACAAUACAAGAUAUAUCGUCAUCUACAAAGAUAUCAAGAUCAACAACAAGCACUUUGUAAACUAAUAAGAGCCAUAGAAACAGAUAAAAACCUCAGGCAUAGAGAAACAGCUCUUAACAUCUUAGGGCAAUGUAUGGAACAAGAAAACAGACAUCAAGUAGCAUUAAACUGCUACAUACUUUCUCUUCAACAAAGGGCAAGAAACAAUGUAGCAAACAUCCAUAUAUGUAAGCUCCUUUCUGGCUUAAUGGUUAGCCAAUAAACCUGGACACAAAAGAGAAGUAUGAAGACUAGUUUUCAAUGAUCAUAUUCUGCUUGUCUGUACCAAACUGAUUCAAAUAUCAGUAGAUAGGACUGUCAUCACACUUUUUAUUACAUAUUAUUUUGAUAUAUCAUUAAAACAUGUGAAACUGAAAGAAUUAAUCCAACUUCAUUCAUUUGAAUAUCUGACUUA
Ruditapes philippinarum (Manila clam) is the source of this 2282-nucleotide messenger RNA. RefSeq lists its product as uncharacterized. Gene Ontology annotation, molecular function: protein binding. The record is from RefSeq and is a predicted model, not a curated record. NCBI's taxonomy places the organism in Eukaryota, Metazoa, Mollusca, Bivalvia, Venerida, Veneridae. Bases 6 to 2090 code for a protein of 694 amino acids. The transcript has a single exon.